CUCUCUCUCUUUCUCUCUCUCUCCUCCGUCUAUGGAUUGUGUUGUGCGCGCGCUUUGGGACUUUGUCAAACCCGAAUGCGUCAGGCCACGUUGAAAGGAAAGGAGGUUUUAUAAAAGCCCUGCGUAAAAAUAACAUUGGCCAAGAAGACGGCCCUGGUUGCCGGGCCCGUGACAUUUAAAACGCGGUGAAGUGCUCUUUUGUGCGCGGCUCUCGGGGCGCCGCGGAUCUGUUCGCCCUCCGCGGAGAGACGCGGGGUCUUUUUAGAAAGGCUUCCCACUCCAUGCGGCUCUCGCCUCGGCCGCUGUCAUCCAGUCUAGACAAUUUGUCGUGGCGUUCGAGUCUCUGGGGUAACCAUGACAACCACGAGGAACCCAGAGUGAAUCUGAGGGAGAGGGGGAGAGGAAGGAACGGAGCGCGUGAAUAGAAGUUAUUCUUUAUACCCAAUUCUGGUCCGCGCUGUUUUUAGUUUUUUUUCCACUUUUCGACUCAAUUCACUUCUUUUUGUUUUUUCCUGAAGUCGAGCUUGCAUCAGAAGGAACAGCGAGCCUCCGUGCGAUCCAAACCUGACGCGGUCUAUUAAAAGUGUCUCAGACUUGCUCCUGGCGACACCGGGACUAUUUAUGAAGCUCGUGGCUGCGGGUUCCUCCUUCAUCGUGAUCGCGAGGUCAGGGAGAGCGGAGUGAUCCGUGCGCGUUAACGAACCGCCGCCGUCCACCGGGAGGAACUAUGGGCUUCUCUCAGUCGCUCCUCGUGUACGUGCUGGUGUCGCUGCACCUCGCCGUGUCCCAGCACUACCUCCGUCUCCGUCCCUCGCCCAGCGAGCACCUCCCCGUGCCUGGCCUCAAGGAGGACCCCGACCCGGAGUACGACCCCCGCGAGCAGGAUUUGGCCGAGAGGACUCUGCGGAAAAAGCUCGGCAGCAACUUUGACCCCAACUUCAUGUCCAUCGGCUCUCCGAUGCUGCAGGUCAACCUGUCCGUGCAAGACACGCAGGUGAGGCUGCAAGGGCCCAUGCCCAACGACAUCAAGAAGCUGGACCUGGGCGAGACCCCCUACGGGAAGCGGGUGAAGGUGGGCAAGAAAGCCCGCAGGAAAUUCCUGCAGUGGCUGUGGACAUACACGCACUGCCCGGUGCUGUACAGCUGGAAGGACCUGGGCGUGCGCUUCUGGCCGCGCUACAUCAAGGAGGGCAACUGCUUCAGCGAGCGCUCGUGCUCCUUCCCCGAGGGCAUGUUCUGCAAGCCCGUGAAGUCCAUCACCAAGACUUUCCUGCGGUGGUACUGCCAGGGCUUCUUAAGACAGAAGUACUGCACGUGGAUCCCCGUGCAGUACCCCAUCAUCUCAGAGUGCAAGUGUUCCUGUUGAUCCCUCUGCUCUCGGAGCUGAUGUAUAAUAUAUAUAUUAUAUAUAUUAUUAUAGUGGGGUCGCGUCGCGGACUGGAGAUUAUUCACUUUCUAUUGCACUGUUACCCUCUCUCCAGAAAUGGGGCACCAUAGCGAAACUAUUUUUUUAUAUAGCAUUUUAAUUGAAAUACCAACAUUUGUACAUAUUUAAGAAAAUGCAGCUAUUUUUUCUAAAUGAAACCAGGACCAUAUUAUUAUUUUCAGCCCCCGAAAAGCGUUGUUCUUGUCCCCUUCUCUUGGGGGACGGGGGGCUUUCUGAACAAAACAAAAACAUGUGAGGACGGAAUGCGAACACUUCUACAGGGGGUGGACCUGUUGUUGAUGUGUUUGUUUGUUGUUGAUUUUUUGUUGUUGUUUUUUGCAACAGAACUUGGAUGCUGACUGUUACGUUAAUGCAAUGCUGUUUGUAUGACAUUAAUCAAUAAUAAUUACAUUGAGAAGGAAAGUUGAGGAUAAAGAUAUGUAUAUAUAUAUUCAUAUAUAUAAUGGCGUGAACUCAGCUUUUUUUGGAAUAGUAUUGUAGAAAUAAACAAAUGUGUAUGUUUUAUUUAUUAUUUUAACGAUUGUGAGUAUAGAACAUAUGGAACGAGAAUAGCAGAGUUAUACCUGAAACAAAAAAAUAUGGGAAGAUGUCUACUUGAAUAUUUCUAAAAAUAAAAAUAAAUAAAAAGUCGAAUCUACCCAGUGGUGAUGUUGUGGUGACACUGUUUUUCUCUUUUUGGUUUUAGCAAUAAAGUGUAUA
Messenger RNA from Gadus chalcogrammus (walleye pollock), 2146 nucleotides. It is a transcript of the gene nog2, whose product is annotated as noggin 2. Bases 728 to 1366 code for a protein of 212 amino acids. The record is from RefSeq and is a predicted model, not a curated record. Gene Ontology annotation, biological process: negative regulation of BMP signaling pathway; osteoblast differentiation; dorsal/ventral pattern formation. NCBI's taxonomy places the organism in Eukaryota, Metazoa, Chordata, Actinopteri, Gadiformes, Gadidae. The transcript has a single exon.